AUGGAAGGGGAGACGGUGCCCGAGGCCAGGAGAGCAGCCAGCAAAGCCACACGGAUCGCCCUUGGCGUCUUUGUGAGUGGCACCGUUGUGCUUGGCACUGCGCUUUUCUUGGUUAGCCAAGGUCUUAUAAAGUUUCAUCCGAAGCAACAGUACUGUUUGACUUCAGAAUGCAUUGAAGCUGCUGCUGCCAUCUUAAGCAAGAUAAAUCAGUCUGUAGAUCCGUGUGAGAACUUCUAUCGAUUUGCAUGUGAUGGCUGGAUAUAUAAUCACCCUAUUCCUGAAGACAUGUCAAACUAUGGUGUUUAUCCUUGGCUGCGACACAAUGUGGACCUCAAACUAAAGGCAUUGCUUGAGAAACCCAUCAGCAAGAGACGAGACAGUGAAGCUGUACAGAAGGCCAAGAUCCUUUACGCAUCCUGCAUGAAUGAGAAUAAAAUUGAAAAAGCUGACGUGAAACCCCUGUUAAGUAUACUGAGGCAUUCACCCUUCCGCUGGCCUGUGCUGGAGUCCAACAUUGGACCUGAAGGGCUUUGGUCAGAAAGGAGGUUUAGCUUAGUACAAGCCUUGGCAACUCUUCGUGGUCAAUACAGUAACUCCGUCUUCAUCCGUUUAUAUGUGGCUGCUGAUGACAAAAUCUCCCAUCGGUAUAUCCUGAAGCUUGACCAAGCAAGCCUCUCUCUUGCAUCUCGAGAGGAUUACCUAGAAAAUACCACAGAAGCCAAAUCUUACCGAGAUGCCUUUUUGCAGUUCAUGAUUGAUACAGCAGUGCUUCUGGGUGCAAACGCUUCACGAGCCGAAUCGGAUAUGAAGUCAGUUCUAAGACUGGAAGUUAAAAUAGCUGAGAUCAUGAUUCCAUAUGAAAAUCGAACAAGUGAGGUGAUGUACAAUAAAAUGAACAUAUCGGAGCUUAGUGCCAUGAUUCCACAGUUUGACUGGCUGGGAUACAUCAAGAAGGUGAUUGACACCAAACUCUAUCCUGAGCUCAAAGAUAUAGGUCCUUCAGAAAAUGUGAUUGUCCGUGUUCCCCAGUACUUCAAAGAUUUAUUCAGGAUACUAGAAAAUGAAAGGAAAAAGACUCUUGCCAACUAUCUGGUGUGGAGGAUGGUUUAUUCAAGGUUAUUUAACCUCAGUAGACGUUUUCAGUAUCGGUGGCUGGAAUUUUCUCGGGUGAUCCAUGGAACCACAACUUUGCUGCCUCAGUGGGAUAAAUGUGUGGACCUCGUUGAAAGCGCACUCCCUUACGUUGUGGGUAAGAUGUUUGUGAAUGCCCAUUUUCAAGAAGACAAGAAAGAGAUGAUGGAGGAGUUGACUGAAGGAAUUCGCUGGGCUUUUAUUGACAUGUUGGAAAAGGAAAAUGACUGGAUGGACUCUGAAACGAAAAGAAAAGCUUAUGAGAAGGCAAAAGCAGUUAUGGCAAAAGUGGGUUACCCUCAAUUUAUAAUGAAUGACACAUAUAUUAAUGAAGACAUCAAAACACUGAAGUUUACAGAAAGUGACUAUUUUGGCAACGUGUUGCAAACUCGCAAAUACGCAGCCCAAUCUGAUUUCUACUGGCUUAGAAAAGAAGUUCCAAAAACAGAGUGGUUUACAAGCCCGACUACUGUAAAUGCUUUUUAUAGUGCAUCUACCAACCAGAUCAGAUUCCCAGCAGGAGAACUGCAAAAGCCUUUCUUUUGGGGAACAGAGUAUCCUCGGUCAUUAAGCUAUGGUGCCAUAGGAGUAAUUGUUGGCCAUGAGUUUACUCAUGGAUUUGAUAGCAAUGGUCGAAAAUAUGACAAAAAUGGAAAUUUAGACCCUUGGUGGACAACUGACUCUGAAGAAAAAUUUAAAGAGAAAACAAAAUGCAUGAUUAAUCAAUACAGCAAUUACUACUGGAAGAGAGCUGGCUUACAUGUGAAAGGCAAGAGGACUUUGGCAGAAAACAUUGCUGAUAAUGGAGGUUUGCGAGAGGCUUUCAGGGCAUACAGGAGAUGGAUUACAGAAAAGAGGGGAGGAGAAGAAGAGCCUUUACUGCCAGGCCUUGAGUUCACACACAACCAGCUUUUCUUUCUGAGUUAUGCCCAUGUAAGAUGCAACUCCUUUAGACCAGAAUCUGCGAGAGAGCAAAUAUAUAUGGGAGCUCACAGCCCUCCUCAGUUCAGAGUUAUCGGUGCCAUGAGCAACUUUGAGGAGUUCCGCAAAGCUUUCAAUUGCCCAACAAAUACAACGAUGAACCGAGGGGCAGAAUCCUGCCGGCUCUGGUAG
Charadrius vociferus (killdeer) is the source of this 2244-nucleotide messenger RNA. It is a transcript of the gene PHEX, whose product is annotated as phosphate regulating endopeptidase homolog, X-linked. The transcript is spliced from 22 exons. Gene Ontology annotation, biological process: protein processing. The record is from RefSeq and is a predicted model, not a curated record. Gene Ontology annotation, cellular component: plasma membrane. The coding region runs from base 1 to 2244 and encodes 747 amino acids. Lineage: Eukaryota; Metazoa; Chordata; Aves; Charadriiformes; Charadriidae. Gene Ontology annotation, molecular function: metalloendopeptidase activity.